Vitrella brassicaformis is the source of this 3892-nucleotide messenger RNA. The record is from the annotation of a GenBank genome assembly. Lineage: Eukaryota; Vitrellaceae.
CUGCACACGUCAUGAAUUAACGCUGAAGGGCCUCCCUUAGUUCGUCCAUCAUAGCAUAGCAUAGCGUCUUUUUGCUGGUCGACAACAGACAGCGCCCUCUCACCCCACUAAGCGACCUGACGGCAUCCAUCCACAGCCAAGCACAGUGCCAAAACAGUCAUGAAAAGGUGAAAACGUAUCCUCACGCACACACACAGACAGACACACACACAUGCACACAGGGAGUGGGUCUCAGCCUCAUCAGCCAGCCGCCCAUCAAUCGUCAGCAUAUCACUCACUCUCAAUAAACGCAUUGAGAGAGCGGCAAACAAGCGACAGACAGACGGGACGGCCGCCGAACUUACCUUGGCUAUCUGUUAUGUCAGCCCCCCUAGCCAAGCUACUAGAUGGGUCGACUCGGCCUUGGGAAUGUCAUCAUGCAACCCACCCACCCACGUGUGUGUGUGCGUGCAGUGUGGGGCUGCCCACCUGUUAGUUCGCUAUUCAUGUGUCUCCGAAGGACCGUUGGCCAUCUGCUGCUGUUGGUCAGAUGAAUGCUCGGGGAAGAAGUGCUCGAGCAUCUGCAGGAUGCUCGCCGCCUCCUCCUUCUCAGAAUACACCUACACCCACACACAGACACAGACACAGACACAGACACGGGUGCACACACCACAACACACAUCGAUGCACCCAUGCACCCCCCCUCCACUCCUUCCCUCCCUCCCUCCUGACCUGUAUGGAUCUCAGUGUGAGCAUCCCCACCACCCACACCCGCCUCAGCUCAUGACGACCCUCAGCAGGCAUCAUGAGACCCACCAGCACCGCACCUAUCGGCAGCUCCCCUUUGUCCGUGCCCUCCACCUCACCAGAUUCCUCAAGCGCGGGCAGUUCAGACGCCAGAAUGUGCCUCUCGCGCAGCAGCUGACGAGAGAGAUAGAGAAGGAGAGAGACAAGGGGCACGUGAUGUGCGUUGGUAUGUGUGUGUGUUCGGUGUGUCGUGGGUCUCACCUUGAUGAGCAGCCUGGGGGUCAUCCGGACCUUCCGGUGCGAUGAAUGCCUGCAACCCGCACAGACGAUAUGGACACAAGUGUGCGCUGGCGUGUGUGUGUCUGAUCCCUCACGAGGCCAGGAGGUGGGUGCUCUCCUGCGCCGCCCGCCAGCGGCACUCACAAUCGACCAGAAACCCUUCAGGGAAGCGCUCCAGGACACGUAGGCCCAACUGAGAUAUAUGCGCACACCCACCAACCACACGCAGCAAGACAGAUGAGUCAUGUUAGGUGCUCGUGGUCUUCUUCUGAUUGGUACCGUGACAAUUGCCGGAAUGGCCAGCUUCCGCCUUUUGAAGGCAAGACGUGAGAGCAGGUAGUCGCUCAGACGGGGCGACACGGCAACCAGCUGUAUGCACAGACAAACAGAAACAUACGUGCGGAUCACCCAUCCACCCUCCCUCCCUCCCUCCCUCUGUCUCACCCUUUUGGGCGCUCCGUAGCAGUCGAUCCACCAGUAGAGCGGAUACCCACCAAUGGACACAUCGGCCGACCGACACAGAUCACCAUCACCAUCCACACCAUCAUCCAUACCCCCACCACCACCAGCCUCUCCCUCUGUCUCUGCCCCAUGCAGCCCCCAGCACCGCCUGAUGGCCUGCCACUCGGGAUCGUGGUGCCUCACAGGCUGGUAGCGGAAGCUGAUGAAUGUCUUGUACCGGCCCGUCUGGUGCGCGUGGGUCAGCGCCAGGAAGGACUUCUCCUCCUCUCGCUUCUCCUCCUCACUCAGCUCCCGGAACUCGUACGCCCUCCCCUCUCUGUCCGUUUCCAUUUCUCGCCUUGACCUGCCGCCCGGCCUCUCUGUCUUGGUCAGCAGAGCAACGAAGAAGCCUCCAGCGUUGUUGUGGUGCGGGGGGACACGGAGGCAUUGCGUGAGCGACGCGACCAGCCGGUCGUCUUCGGUGUUUGUGUUCUGAGAGGGAGUGGCCGGAAGGGGAAGGGGGAGGGGCUGUGAUGGUGGGCGAGGGGCGGGUGUGGGUGGAGGUGGGGAGGGGGGGAACAUCGACCGCCAGAUGAGGCCUUUUGGCGCACGCUCCCUCUCUGGCACGCUGUCCCAUGAGUCGAAAAAGGGAUACGUCACCGUCUCGUUGUUCACGGUCUCGGCCCCGGCCUCUCCUCCGUCCAUCUUCACCUCUGCUUGAGCGUCUUCAGUGGCCAUCUCAGCGUCAUCACCAUUUCUAUCUCCCUCUGUCUUGUCGGCCUCUGCGCCCAUCCUGCGUGCGGUCUCCGAGACGACCUUCCUGUCCACCCACUGCGGCACGCGCCAUGUGGUGAGGCCGGGCAGCACACGCAGCUCGGGGAUGACCGCAGGGAUGGGGAGGAUGGCGAUGGACUCGUGAGGGUUGUCUUGGGUGUAGGAGCGAAUGGCGGCCAGCAGCACCUGAUGGAUGGAUGGAUGGAUGGAUUGACAGAUGUCUGACAGAUUGACAUGCGGAUGGUAAAGAGCGGAGUUGUGUGCGGUCACUUACGGCUUCGUUCUCGAUCGGGUUCAGAGAACAGGUCGAGUAGACGAGCUUGCCGCCGACUUUCAGGUGACGCAGCCCCUUCACCAGCAGUUUCACCUGGCUGUGACACACAAACACACACCAAUAUCAAUCCAUCCACACACCCACACACAGCCGCCCUAGUGGCUCACAUAGGGUGCAUCUCCACGCCGUUUUUGCCGUGCCAGUUCUGCCAUAUCUGGUGGUUCUUGCGCAAGGUACCGUCACCAGAGCAGGGCACGUCGGCCAUGAUGCGGUCGAACAUGACACACGGGGGGUGGUCGAAGGGAUCGUUGGGCCGCCUCGUCCAGUCAACUGAGUUGGGCUCGUCGCGCACGAAGGGCAGCUUGUUGCCGUCACCGAGAAACACGGCCACUGAAUGAAUGCGAUGUCCAUUGAUGCAUUCGUGUGUGUGUACGGCGUGCGUGUGUGCUAUGUGGCCUUACCGCCUGGCGAAGCGGUCUUCCUGAUCUGCCUUUGCAAUAUCAUGCAGCAGCGGUGCACGUCCUUGUCGUUGGAUAUCACACCACCUACAUCCACACGCCAACAUGCACACAUGGCAUACACAUCCAUACGUCCACCUUUACCCCCUCUCACAGAUGGCUCACCUGUGGGCAUGGCGGCACCAUCAGCGUCGCUUGCACUUGCUGCGUCUUCCUCCUCGGUAGCGAAUGUGCGGUGGCGGGACAGCUGGUGCUCGAUGGCCUGUGUGGUCUUGGACCCAGGCGCAGCGCACAUGUCCAGCACGAGAUGGGACGGCUCGAUGUCGAGGAUGAGCGGGGGCAGCAUGGAGGCCAGCUCCUGGAACGUCACAUCACCUCGACGAUUCAGCAACUCGCACCACUGAUUGGACAUCCAUCCCACCACACAGACAGACAACGACAUGCGUGUUGUGUCUGAUGUGUCCCACGCUGCGCUCCACUUACUGUACCUCUCUGAUGUCCGAAUUGGCGUUGUAGUCCUCACAAGAACACUCCCACACCAAUGGCAGCUGAACAACAAUCAUGGCACACACAACAGGACACAGACAUGGCCUUCUUGUGAUACAUGCAGGCAUGCACUCACCCCCUCUGUGCCGUCCCACAGCCUCGGCUUCCAUCUGUAAUCCCCCAUCAGCCGCCGCACCCUCUCCCGCCACAGCGGCCUCGACGCGUUGAUCCGCACCACCGUCGGCAAAGCCACGCGACACGCCUCAUAGAACAGCGGCCACUCAUCCGCAGGGAAGAUGUUCUGCGCCCGGUAGUAGGCAUCGAAGUACGGAUUGGCCACCCGCCUCUUGUCAAGUCUGCUGCGUCGGGUCUUCAGAUCUUCGCGCGUUUGUGACUCACUGUCGUUGCUCUCCAGAGGCCGCUUCUUCCGAGGCCUUCGUUUCCCCAUUUUGCC